Molecule: messenger RNA, 4817 nt
Organism: Phacochoerus africanus (Common warthog)
Lineage: Eukaryota; Metazoa; Chordata; Mammalia; Artiodactyla; Suidae
Product: serotransferrin-like
Biological process (GO): antibacterial humoral response; intracellular iron ion homeostasis; iron ion transport
Cellular component (GO): early endosome; extracellular region; plasma membrane
Molecular function (GO): ferric iron binding
Source: RefSeq, a predicted model, not a curated record
UUGUGCUUGGCCAGCCCCGCGGGGGAUAAAGGGGCCCGGGGCUCAGGGAGGAGGCGCAGAAGCCAGUCAGUCUGCGUUCGGCACUCCACGCCGCAGACCCAGGAGGAUGAGGCUCGCCGUCCGUGCCCUGCUGGCCUGCGCGGUCCUGGGGCUGUCCCUGGCUGUCACCCAAAAAACUGUAAGAUGGUGCACCAUUUCAAAUCAGGAGGCCAAUAAGUGCUUCAGUUUCCGUGAAAACAUGAGUAAAGCCGUUAAGAAUGGUCCUCUUGUCUCCUGUGUGAAAAAAUCCUCCUACCUGGAUUGCAUCAAAGCCAUCAAGGAUAAAGAAGCAGAUGCUGUGACACUGGAUGCGGGUUUGGUAUUUGAGGCAGGCCUGGCCCCCAACAGCCUGAAGCCUGUUGUGGCAGAGUUCUAUGGGCAGAAAGAUAAUCCACAAACCCAUUAUUACGCGGUGGCCUUGGUGAAGAAGGGCAGCAACUUCCAGUUCAACCAGCUCCAAGGCAAGAGGUCCUGCCACACAGGCCUCGGCCGUUCUGCUGGAUGGAUCAUCCCCAUGGGAUUACUUUACGAUCAGCUGCCUGAGCCACGGAAACCUAUUGAGAAAGCAGUGGCCAGUUUCUUCUCCAGCAGCUGCGUCCCCUGUGCGGAUCCAGCGAACUUCCCCAAACUGUGCCAACUGUGUGCUGGGAAAGGGGCAGAAAAGUGCGCCUGCUCCAACCAUGAACCGUACUUCGGCUACUCCGGUGCCUUCAAGUGCCUGAAGGAGGAUGCUGGGGAAGUGGCCUUUGUCAAGCACUCAACAAUAUUGGAGAACCUGCCUGACAAGGCUGACAGGGACCAGUACGAGCUGCUCUGCAGGGACAACACCAGGAGGCCUGUGGAUGAGUACGAGAACUGCUACCUGGCACAGGUCCCUUCCCACGCCGUCGUGGCCCGAAGCGUGGAUGGCCAGGAGGACUCAAUCUGGGAACUUCUCAACCAGGCCCAGGAGCAUUUUGGCAGAGAUAAAUCUCCAGACUUCCAGCUUUUCAGCUCCUCUCAUGGGAAGGACCUGCUGUUUAAGGAUUCUGCCAAUGGGUUCUUAAAGAUUCCCUCUAAGAUGGACUCCUCGCUGUACCUGGGGUAUCAGUAUGUCACUGCUCUUCGGAAUCUAAGAGAAGAAAUAAGCCCUGAUAGCUCAAAGAAUGAAUGCAAGAAGGUGAGGUGGUGUGCCAUAGGCCACGAGGAGAGGCAAAAAUGCGAUGAGUGGAGCAUAAACAGUGGUGGGAAAAUAGAGUGUGAAACCGCAGAAAACACCGAAGACUGUAUCGCCAAGAUCAUGAAAGGAGAGGCUGAUGCCAUGAGCUUAGAUGGAGGCUACAUCUACAUUGCGGGCAAGUGUGGUCUGGUGCCUGUCCUGGCAGAGAACUACAAAACUGAGGGUGAAAACUGUGAAAACACACCAGAGAAAGGGUAUUUUGCUGUGGCUGUGGUUAAGAAAUCAUCAGGUCCUGAUCUCAACUGGAACAAUCUAAAGGGCAAGAAGUCCUGCCACACUGCAGUAGAUAGAACUGCCGGCUGGAACAUCCCCAUGGGUCUGCUCUACAACAAGAUUAACAGUUGUAAAUUUGAUCAGUUUUUCAGUGAAGGCUGUGCCCCUGGGUCUCAGCGAAAUUCCAGUCUCUGUGCUCUGUGUAUCGGCUCGGAACGUGGGCCUGGAAGGGAAUGCUUAGCCAACAACCAGGAGAGAUACUAUGGCUACACAGGGGCUUUCAGGUGUCUGGUUGAGAAGGGAGAUGUGGCCUUUGUGAAGGAUCAGGUUGUCCAGCAGAACACUGACGGAAAAAACCAGGAUAAUUGGGCAAAAGAUCUGAAGCAGAUGGAUUUUGAGCUGCUGUGCCAGAACGGCGCCAGGGAGCCUGUGGAUAAUGCAGAGAACUGCCACCUGGCCAGAGCCCCAAACCAUGCUGUGGUUGCACGGGAUGAUAAAGUGACCUGUGUUGCUGAGGAGCUACUUAAACAGCAGGCUCAAUUUGGAAGACAUGACUGCUCAAGCAGGUUUUGCAUGUUUAAGUCAAAUACCAAGGACCUCCUCUUCAGGGAUGACACCCAAUGUUUGGCCAGAGUUGGCAAAACUACGUAUGAAUCCUACUUAGGAGCCGACUACAUCACGGCUGUGGCUAACCUGAGAAAAUGCUCAACCUCAAAGGAAAUACAACAUAGGAACUACCACUCCCGUGAUGCUCCGCUUCGCACGCCUGCGCAGAGCCUAGGGCCACGUCGCUUUUGCAGUGCCGGUGGUAAGUACUCAGACAUGGCUUCUGCAGACUCCCGGCGGAUGGGGAAUGGCGGCAAUAUGGGGGGCGCCUUCCAUCCCUACCUGGACUCCUUGCGGCAGGAGCUACAACAGAGGGACCCGACGCUGCUGUCAGUCGUGGUGGCGCUCGUCGCGGUACUGCUGACGCUAGUGUUCUGGAAGUUCAUCCGGAGCAGAAGGAGCAGUCAAAGGGCGGUUCUUCUUGUUGGCCUUUGUGACUCCGGGAAAACAUUGCUCUUUGUCAGAUUGUUAACAGGCCUUUACAGGGACACUCAGACUUCCAUCACUGACAGCUCUGCUGUGUAUAGAGUCAACAAUAACAGGGGUGCUAGCCUGACCUUGAUUGACCUCCCUGGCCAUGAGAGCUUGAGACUUCAGUUCCUAGAGCGGUUUAAGGCUUCAGCCAGGGCUAUCGUGUUUGUAGUGGAUAGUGCAGCCUUCCAGAGAGAGGUGAAAGAUGUGGCAGAGUUUCUGUAUCAAGUCCUCCUUGACAGUAUAGGUCUGAAGAACACACCAUCAUUCUUAAUUGCUUGCAAUAAGCAAGACAUUACAAUGGCAAAGUCAGCAAAGUUAAUUCAGCAGCAGCUUGAAAAAGAAAUCAAUACUUUGCGAGUCACCCGUUCUGCUGCCCCCAGCACACUGGACAGUUCUAGCACUGCCCCUGUUCUGCUGGGAAGGAAAGGCAAAGAAUUUGAGUUCUCACAGUUGCCCCUCAAAGUGGAGUUCCUGGAGUGCAGCGCUAAAGGUGGAAGAGGGGACACUGACUCUGCUGACAUCCAGGACCUGGAGAAGUGGCUGGCUAAAAUCGCCUGAGGGACAGAGCCAAAUGCAAGAUGUGAAUCUGUAUGUGUGUCUGACAGGUUUGGAAAAGGAUGUGGAGGUUUAGAGUUGAUAAAGAAGGGGUGCAGAUGUAGUUAGGAAUGUUUCCUUGUUCUGGGAACAAAUUACUGUUGAAACCAGUGUGGAAUUUUUUUUUUUUUUUUUUCUCCUUAAGGCCAGUCCUCCCUUUUUGCUUUCAAGCUAGUCGCUUUUAUUUGAUUCAUGUCUUCCCUUUUGAAAGUGUAUGUGAGAUCGCUUUAGCAUAUGCUUGAUGUAAGGUCAAGGUCUAACAAGCAGACCUCAUGCAUAGAGAGGAUAUUAUCAUGAGAAUGUGGCAUCAUCUGAAAAGUUUUCUUUUCCUCUGCUUCUGUUCUCUGGUCCCCUUUUCCUGGAAACAAACCUGUCUCUGUAUGGAACUGGGUGAUUUCCAUUUGCGCUUGACAUUCAUGGGUAGCACAUCAUCUAGUCCUCUGUGAAUGUCAGAUUUGUAAUCUGAAAUUUGUACUGAUUUGUACUGUACAGUUACAGUAUGGUCCCCUGACACAUGAAAACAGGUUGAAAACAGUGAGGUUGUGUUGGCAGUCUGUUCUUCAUCAUCUCAGUGACUUGUCCACACUCCAGUUUCAUAGCACUUCAGUUCAAAAACAUGUUGUGAACCCUGGGAGUGAUUCCCAGAUGAUAGAACUCUAAGUGCUAGAUCUCGCAAUGCCAAGGGUCUGGUACAUGCUAGUGGUUUCCCUUCCCUGGGGAAUAUAUGGAGAUUUAGAAGCUGUUUUUCUGGAUACAGAAAGGCCUCCUGGGCUGUCUUCACAUGCUGUGUACUCUUAGCUUGAAUGCUAUGGAGCAAAUACAAAAGAAAGUUCCCUGUAGGUUUUCAAAGUGCAUAUUCAUCUAUGGCUUAAAAAAAAAAGCCUUUUCAAAGUGAUGUUCUUUGCUAUCUGCUUAAAUGUAUAACUUUUUUUUAAUGGAUUUUAUAAAUGAUUAAUACGUUUCUUGGUAAAUAAAACAACCUGUCUAGCUCAAAGCAUUUACAUAGAAUGGUAUAGCGAGUACAAAUGGGAGCUCUUGUGAGGAUUGUGGCCUAACUCCCAAGUUUCCAUGGCCUGAAGAUUGCGUGUACAGAGAGGCAAACUCUUCAAUCCCUACUUCACACACUCAGGGACAAGCCAACUAAAGCUUAAACGGAGACAGGGGUGGCUAUGGAUAAGUGAGACGCUGAUUGUAGAAGAGCAUGGGAAGAGCUGUAGCAGGAGAGGCACAGGGCGAUCCCAGGGUGUGGCAGGUGCCUAACCCGGCCUUGAGGGAUGGGGAGAGGCCAAGGAGAAGAGCAUGGCGCCCAGGACGUGCCAGUGAGUAUGGCCCAGGCCUCUGCCUGCUGUCACCCCUCCCUGGGUGCCACUCUGGCUCUGAGUGAGGGGAUUCCAGCCCCCCACCCCUCUCCCUGCUCUGGAGUGUGAGAUAAACAUGAGCUGAACGGAGAAGCUUAGACCCUGACCCUGGUAGGAUUCAUAUUGGGACUCAUCGCUGCGUCGUUCUUGCUGCCCUUCGGACUCCUCCUUGCUCCUCCCUUAUUAGCCAGUAGUAAUUUAGGGAAGGAGGUAAGAACGCUGAACCAGAAACCCAAGAGGAAUGUGGUGAAUGUGGCUUGUUCACAUAAUCGUAGGAAGUGUUCACCCGAAUAAACAUCUGAUGCUUCAGUUAA